Molecule: messenger RNA, 1269 nt
Organism: Mycotypha africana
Lineage: Eukaryota; Fungi; Mucoromycota; Mucoromycetes; Mucorales; Mycotyphaceae
Product: Alpha/Beta hydrolase protein
Exons: 5
Coding region: 1-1269 (422 amino acids)
Biological process (GO): epoxide metabolic process
Molecular function (GO): epoxide hydrolase activity
Source: RefSeq, a predicted model, not a curated record
AUGUGCGGUUUGAUAAAAGUCUUCGAAAUACCACAACUCGAUGAACAAGAGUUGAAAAGCAAAUUAGCCAGUGUGAGAUUUCCUAAUGAGUUCGCAGAUAGUGAACAGGUAGGUUGGCGAUGUGGUACACCCAGUUGGGCUGUCAAGGAACUCAUUUCUGCUUGGCGUCAUAACUUUGACUGGGAAAGGAAGAGACAAGAUUUAAGCAAACUACAACAUUACGUUACCGAGAUUCAAAAUUUAAACCUUCACUUUGUCCAUGAGCCAUCUCUAAGAAGUGAGGCAAUCCCAAUUAUUCUUAUUCACGGCUGGCCUUCCACGUUUUAUGAAUUUCACAAAUUGGUAGAGCCCUUGAAAAGUAGUGAAACUCAAGCCUUUCACGUUGUUUUGCCCAGUUUGCCGGGUUAUGGCUUUUCGGAGGCUCCGCGUUUGGAUGGUAGCUGCAGCUUGUUUGAAAUGGCUGCUAUGUUUCAUGAAUUAAUGCAACGAUUAGGCUAUGAAAAAUACAUGGUAUACGGAACCGAUUGGGGAGCUAUGAUAGGAACGCAGAUGGCCAAUGCCUAUCCUGAGCAUUGUAUGGGAUUUCUAACCAAUAUGCCCUCUGCAAUGCCUCCACUGCCUAACUUUAGAAAUCUGAUCACACGUCCUUACAGAGUUUUCUUAUUCAUCUUGUCUAUCUUCAUGGGUGUUGAAGCAAUUUAUGGCAAGGAUGAGUCAAAAAAUUUAAGCAAAAGGGCUUUUGCUAAUUGCGAUAAGGAUGAUAGUGCAGGCUACAGAGCUAUUCAGUCUACGAGGCCUUAUACUUUGGCGUAUGGGCUAACCGAUAGCCCAGUAGGACUGCUUGGAUGGAUGCUAGAACCUUACCAUGCUUGGAGUUAUUUCGACUCCGAAGAGCAAUAUGAGACACGUGCUUUGCCAUCAACUAUUACAGUUGAUGAAUUCCUAACUCAAGUUACCAUCUACUGGAUUACCAAUACAAUGUCUUCUUCUUAUCGUCUUUACUACGAGACUAAAAAGAACGAUUUAAAAUCAGUAAUCGAUCUGGGUAAAUCUUCCAUAAAAGUUCCUGUUGCUGUGUCUUACUUCGAAAACGAGGCAUUCAAGAUGCCCAAAGAUUGGCUGGAUGUUACUUUCAAAUUAGUGCAAUACAGAACCCAUAAAAAGGGCGGCCAUUUCCCUGCAUUAGAAGCGCCAGAGUUACUUCUUAAAGAUAUUUCAGAUUUUGCUGUGAAAAUUAAGCAAAAUAUUGAUGGUAAAAAGACUAAUUAA